GAGCAGGUGAUGUCUUUUCUUGAAGCAAUGACUUUUUAUAGGACGAUGCUGAACCUGUGGAGAGCAGUAGUCAACAGCAGCAGACUUUUCUUCUUUAAUAUUCAUAAACGAGUUAAUACGCGAUCGCAUUGCACAGCAGCCGAUUUCGAAUUAAAAUGCUCGGCGCUGAUAUUUAAAGAAAUUACCAUGUAAAAUAUUGAAAACACCAUCCACUAUAAGUUUUGCGUCAUUAUUCGUUGAUUGAUUCGAUUCCGAUACUUAUUUCUAUCCCACAAUUGAGACGGUCUGCUCAAAGAAAAAGAGCGCGAGUGAACGUACGCGGUAAGUAUAUAAAGAAACGGCGCGGUGCGCAAAUGUCGCAUAUUGAACUCGAGCCGUGAGCUCUUCGGAGCUGUGGAGAAAUCGUGAAAAAUCAAGUGGCGUUCCAGAUUCAACGACAUGUCGAAGCUGCUGGUAAUAUCGAUUCUCUUCAUCGGCAUUUUGUGUCACUUCAAAGCCUUAUCGCAAUAUGCAUCCAUAACGGCGAACGGCGUAAACCUCGACCCUUGCAACGCAAGGGAAUUGCCAGAGAAGUACCGCGAUCCGCUGGUCAUUUGUUCGCCUCCGAGUGAAGAAGUAAAAAAGUACCAAGUGCCGAUUUACGAAAAUCCCCUGUACCAAGAAUCGUCCAACGCGUUCGAGGAACCAUCAGGGACGGAGCAGCCUAAGCCCAGAUCGUUCACCAGGACCCAGCAUGAGAUAAGGAACAAGGAUGCCGAGUUUGCGAUCUAUCCGAAGUACUCUUACAACUACGGUGUGGUGGAUGGAAACACCGGCGACACCAAGGCUGCCUGGGAAGAGCGAGACGGCGACACAGUCAGGGGCGAAUACUCGGUGAUGGAAGCUGACGGCUCCAUCCGCACUGUCACCUACACUGCCGACGAUAAGAACGGCUUUAACGCUGUUGUCACCAGGACCAAGCCGUCCAGGGUCACUGCGGAGUCGGCGAUCGUCAGGGCGUUCCUGCCCCUGCCGAUGCAGUACAAGCGCGAGAGGCACAGGACGCGCCAUUGAGUCAAUUGGUUUUUAAUUUUAGAUUUAUGCUUUUGUACACUAUUUAUGGAGGAUUUCUUUGACGAUCCAGUUGGUAGUCUCACUCUAGCUUCAAGUGAUUCAUGUACUUUUGUCGCGCGUGACGGCCGGUUGUGUUGAUUUUCUUUUGGAAUAAUAAAAAAAUUCAAAAGAACCAAGCAUAGAGUUUAUAAAAAGUCUUUUAUAACUUAAAGUGUAUACAAUCAAGUCGUUUAUUCAAUUAAUUUAACUUAAUUAAGAAGAAACGUUCUCACUAAAUCACAAUGUUAAUUUACAACAGUCGAUCGUUCAAUUGAAGAUUUACUUCGCAACGAUUGUAUACCUCGAUCCUCUCGAGUUUAUUUAGUUCUCGGCGAAAUUUACAAUGAUUUCAGUAUACCGUAUAUUCUAUUUCACUUCAUACACAUCAAGACAAUAUUUUAAUUUAUAACUAAAGCUGUAGAAACUGCUUUGUCUUUUUCAUACUGUGAAAUACAAACGCUUUACAUAAAUAACGAACAACUGUAAUGUGUAAAUAAAAUCUGCAGCUCUUGCUCUGAGAUUAAGUGUAAAAAAA
Messenger RNA from Nasonia vitripennis (jewel wasp), 1627 nucleotides. RefSeq names its product cuticular protein RR-2 family member 50. Gene Ontology annotation, cellular component: extracellular matrix. The transcript has 4 exons. Lineage: Eukaryota; Metazoa; Arthropoda; Insecta; Hymenoptera; Pteromalidae. Bases 439 to 1053 code for a protein of 204 amino acids. The record is from RefSeq and is a predicted model, not a curated record.